AUGGACGAGAAUCCCGAUUACGACUACGAGAUGGAGCCGCAGGCGACCACCGCCGUCUUCCAAGCGACCAUAGAGGAGGCCAUGGACGAGCGUAGUAGUGAGGGGAUGUCCAUGUCAGAUUCCGGCUCGCGCUUUGAAGCGCUUGAGAAGGCAGCCAUCGACGUGGAUUUCAACGAUGCUCUCACCCCACAACAGCCGGCCAUUCCUCUUACCAACCUUAUCAACGAGGCCUCUCAGUUCAAGAAAGAUGAUACCAUCGACAGCAUCCCCACACCUUCAGCACUCCAAACGCCCACCGCCCAGCAUCUUGGUGACGAUACCGCAACAGUUCAUGCGUCUCAUACCGUAGAAAAUGGUGCAGCUGCUUCGGAGGCCGCGAUUCAGGAUGCAACCAACCGUGUCGGCGUCGAACACGAUGGCGCUCGACUAGGGGCAAUGCCGGAUUCCAAUGCAAAAGAGCACGAGCAGGUGGACGAGCUGCACCUAGAAGAGCACCUCGCUGCACCGCCAAACGGCGCAAGCGAUGCUUCCGCUUUGGAAGAAAGCGAUCAGCUCGAAGAGGACAAUGAAGACAACGUCGACGUCAAUGCGGAACAAGGUGGACUUGCGCAGAAGGGCUACACAUACUUGGCGCCAGAGGAAGGACCGGAUACUGCGAUACGUGUCAGCUUUCACGGUCAAGAUUUUGUCAUGUGGUCACCAUCGGAUAUUCCUGCCUUCUUGAUCAUGUCCGAUACCGUCGAGGAGAACGACCCGGGCCACGAGGCGGGCGACUUUGUGCAGGUAGAGGCACCGGCGCUACAGGUCGCCAAGGAUGUGCUUUGGCAGCCUCUCGACAGCCUGUUCACCGGGCUCAGGGACAAGAGCGCCCUUGGCGAGUUCCUCGAUGAGUCGCACGAGCUGCACAUCGCAUUUCCGGACCUCGAUCUCGAUGUAGCGGAAGACAAUCUCUACUGCCGCGAGAUCACCCUGGACGAUCUUUUGCAGCUUCAUCGCGGACUCGGCCUCGAAACGAGUCUGCAUAUUCAGGUCUCGGAGCGUCCACGCUUCAUCACAAAGUACAACGAACUCGCCCAGCACGUCGCGAGUAUUCUCGGCAAUCAGCUGCAGCAUAGCAGUGACGACGAAGAGGAGGCCGCAAACUCGGGUGAUCGGGUGAGGGACGCAGAUGCUCUCGUCGAGCCUUUGCUUGAGGCUGAGGGCGUUCAAACUCAAGAUGAAGGGGUGGACGGAGGCGACGGAGAUCAAGUCGAACCUUCGACCAUUGUUGUUGGUAUUGCAUCAGCAAAGCCGGACGUCGAAGCAUCUCCACAUGAAGCGUCAGGAGUGAAGCAAGGACAGGAGUAUUUGCAGAGAGCAUAUGACAGUCCCGACGCUCAGCAACAAGAAAACGAGAAAGAGCUUCAGACGGAAGGAGAGGAGCUCGGGCAGGGACAGGAGCUGGAGCACGACGAAGGGGUCGUCGGGAGCGCAGGAGACUUUGUUCCUGGAGAUGAGGAAGAGCACGAGAAAGUCACUCUCGAUACAGAAGAGGCGAGAGGGGAAUCUGAAGGAUCCUUAGAUGGUGAGGUAGAACCUGACGCAGCUCAAGCGGAAGAAGCAGAGGGAGAGGAGCGUCAAGACUUCGAGCAAGUCGAAGAAAACGAGGAAGACGAUGUAGAAGCUGAGGACGAGGAUGAGGACCGAGAACAGGCUGUUGAAGAGGUGGAAGCAGAAGAGGAGGAAGAGGGACAGGGACGCGAGGACGAGGAGGAGUAUGCUGAGGAGGAAGAAGAGGAAUACGCUGAUGAGGCAGAGGAAGAUGGCCAAGACGCCGAACAGACUUUCUACACCACCGUCAACAGUGGAUCCGAAGCCGAAGAGGACGAGUUGGAAGACCCUGAGCAAGGCGAUGCGCACGAUGCAGCGUACGUGCAAGCUGCAGAGGAUCACGGUUCCACAUACGCAUACGAACAAGCCGGAGACGAGCUCGAAUGGCAAGGUACGUAUGGAGACCCAUCGUUCUUGGCAUCGAGGGUUUUGCAAAGCACGUCUGCUGACCAAUCGAUGCUUUCUGUUCCGUUUGCCGUAUCUACAGAAGACGAAGCGGAAGAGCAGAUCGUCGAGUACACUGAAGAGCCGCAAGAGAGCAACGUCGAUGCUGGCUCCCCUUCUUCGACGGCGUCGACGUCGUAUCAGACAGGUGCACUUCGCAAGCGCGGUCUGGACGAUGAGGACGAGGACGCUGCCUACGAGCAGGACGACUACGAAACGGAAAGCAAACGUGUCAAGGUGCUUUGA
Pseudozyma hubeiensis SY62 is the source of this 2280-nucleotide messenger RNA. RefSeq lists its product as hypothetical. NCBI's taxonomy places the organism in Eukaryota, Fungi, Basidiomycota, Ustilaginomycetes, Ustilaginales, Ustilaginaceae. Bases 1 to 2280 code for a protein of 759 amino acids. The transcript has a single exon. The record is from RefSeq and is a predicted model, not a curated record.